Lachancea nothofagi CBS 11611 is the source of this 330-nucleotide messenger RNA. Lineage: Eukaryota; Fungi; Ascomycota; Saccharomycetes; Saccharomycetales; Saccharomycetaceae. The record is from the annotation of a GenBank genome assembly.
AUGGCUAAAUCUCUACGUGCCAAGUCCAUGCUAAAGGCCAAGUCGGUGAAGCGUAAGAAUGUUUUCCAGGUGAAAGCAGACGCCCGUGCCAACAGAAUUUCGGAAAAGAUGAAGGAAGAGCUGAUAAAGCAACAGGUGGAAGAAAUCAAGCGCAAGAACUCGGACCUGAAAACGGACGAGGCCGCCAGACAGGCGCUGGAAGUGGAACGUAUGGAGCAGGACGACAAGAAGGUCAGCACCUCGGGCUGGAGAGACGCCAGACAUCACAACUACAAGCGCAACAAGAAGCUCAACAACAACCGCAAGAAGGGCUCAUUCACCAAGUUUUAG